AUGUAUAUUGGUGAGACUGAUCCUUUUGAGUGGAUCCAAAAGUUUGAAGCGGCAAUGACCCUUCACGGCGAGACGGAUCUCCUCAUGUGCAGGACUUUCCCCACACUUCUGGGAGAGAGAGCGCUGACAUGGUACACCACUCUACCAACCGGUAGUAUUGCAUCGUGGGACGAUUUGGCGAGCAAGUUUCAGUCCCACUUCGCAACCAAUCGCCCGGUGCCUAAGUCCGUUCACUCCCUUGAAAAGAUUCGCCAACAAUCUGGAGAGUCCCUUAGAUCCUUUUUGGACCGCUUUGAUAAAGAGGCUCUGCAAUUUCAAGGCUUAGACCCCAAGGUGCAAGUGCACAUACUUCUGUCAGGCUUGCGACAGGGAGCGUUCGCUUACGAACUCGCUCGCCAUGAAAUCACUGACUUAGAAGAAGUCAGGAAAAAAGCCCAGGAGUUCAUGAGAAUUAAAGAGUACAAAGGGAGUCGAGUUGAUGACGCCCAUAACCAAGAGAUGACGAUCGAUAAGAGUAAGAACCAAGCUGAAGAGAACAGGCGGAGUCAUAAAUCGUCUAAGUAUGCCAGUCGCCCUUCAGGGCGUGACACAUCAGGACGCCCAUCACAUAGCGUCCUGCAAACUGAGUACAAAGAGGAGCCCAAGAACAACCAACGGCCCCAGCAGCCGACCGGAGAAGCUGCCGCGUACUGCAAGUUCCACCGCAGCAACGACCAUAGUACUGAGGAAUGCAGACACCUUAAAGACGAGAUUGACGAGCUCAUCAAGGGCGGUGCUCAAAGGCGGGGAGGAGAAGGUGCGCGCCCGGCCAGAACUGGAAGGCGACAACGUGAGCGUAGCAGGUCACCAGAACAAAGGAGAAACAACCAGCUUGGUUAUCAACCUUGCCAUGAACGAGAUCGCGGAGAAGACUCCCCACGAGACCGCAAAGUGCCGGUUAACCAAAGCAAUAGAGGAAGACGAGAAGGAUAUGAAGAAGAUUCAGCAGUCAUCAAGCAUGGGGUGAUAAACAUGAUUUCAGGAGGCCUGAGCGGAGGCAGGGAAACAGUCAACACUAGGAAGAGAUAUUUGAAACAGUGUUUGGCGGUUGCUGGUAAAGUCAUCAGCAAAGUAAAAGUGGAUUCAGGUCCCGCCAAGCCUAAAAUCGUGUGGGAUUACAACGAUUUGGGCGACGUCCUUCCUGGACAUGAUGACCCUUUGGUCAUUCAAUCAAUAAUCGCCAAUUUCGGCGUCAAUCGUGUAUUUGUUGACCACGGCAGCUUUGCUGAUAUCUUAUUUUUGCCAUGUUUCAGGGCGUUAGGAUUUACAAUGAAUGACCGUUGCAGGUGA
This is a messenger RNA of Gastrolobium bilobum, 1329 nucleotides long. RefSeq lists its product as uncharacterized. The transcript has a single exon. The coding region runs from base 1 to 1329 and encodes 442 amino acids. The record is from RefSeq and is a predicted model, not a curated record. NCBI's taxonomy places the organism in Eukaryota, Viridiplantae, Streptophyta, Magnoliopsida, Fabales, Fabaceae.